This is a messenger RNA of Paramecium sonneborni, 1714 nucleotides long. NCBI's taxonomy places the organism in Eukaryota, Ciliophora, Oligohymenophorea, Peniculida, Parameciidae. The record is from the annotation of a GenBank genome assembly.
GUAAAAUUUAUCAUAAAAUAUUUUAUUAUGCAGCCAUAAAAUUAGUUUUCAUUAUUUGGAAAUGUACAAACAAAUGAAACUGAAUAAAAUAGCGAAGUGAAGAAAAAAAGAGAAGAGUUUGCAACAGAAAUCAGAUCUAGAGAGAGAAAUAAUAUUAUAAACAAUAAGAGACUAGCUUAAAAUGUAGUUCAAAUUGAUUAUUGAUAUUAGAACUAAACAUAAAAAUUACCAGAAUCUUAAACGUUAAUACCAACAAACCUUCCAUAAGAAUUGUAAAUAGCAUUGAAAAAUCAACAAGAAGUUCUAUAAAAAAGACAAUUUACAUUUGAUGAUUUUCCUGAUGUUCUACAAAAGAUCUAUUCAACAGAUAUUUUACAAUUACAUUAUGGAGUGACAGGAUUAAGAAAGAUGUUAUCUGUAGAAGUAAGAAAUACAUAAAAAUAAUUAGUCAGGUGCACCAAUAUAAUAGGUGAUAGAUGCAAAUUUGGUACCUAAAUUAAUUGAUAUAAUUUAAAAAGAAUAAAUUCCUUAAUUAGUAUUAGAAGCAGCUUGGGCUUUAACAAAUGUAGCAAGUGGAACAACUUAAUAAACUUAAUCAAUAAUAGAUAAAGGUGGAAUAUAUUUAUUUGUUAAACUUUUGAGUUCAUAGUAUAAAGAUAUUGCAGAAUAAGCAGUAUGGGCAAUAGGUAAUAUAGCAGGAGAUUGUACACAAUAUAGAGAUCUAAUAUUAAGAGUAGGUGGAGUAGAUCCAUUAAUAGCAAUAAUGUAAAAUGCUCCUAGUAAAAAUACUAUAAAACAUUGUACAUGGUCUUUGAGUAAUCUUUGUAGAGGGAAACCAAUUCCUGAAUUUAAGGUAAUUAUUUUAAUACUAUAUAUAUAAUAAUAGUAUGUUAAGAAUGCAUUACCAGUCUUUUGUAAAGUCAUAAUAGAUGAUACUGAUCCAGAAGUACUGACUGAUGCUUGUUGGGCAUUGUCUUACUUAAGUGAUGGAGAUAAUAGUAGAUUAUAAACUGUUAUUGAUUCUUAAGUGGUUCCUACAUUAAUUAGAUUACUAGAUCAUUCAUCUUUAUAAUUAGUGAUACCAACUAUAAGAAUUUUAGGAAAUGUAGUUACUGGAGAUGAAGCAUAAACAACAUACGUAUUAAGUUAAGGUUUAUUAUAAAAAAUACCUAAAUUGCUUUCUCAUGAUAAGAAAUCUAUGAGAAGAGAAGUAUUUAAAUAUAUCUAUAUUUUAGGCUUGUUGGACAAUCUCAAAUAUUACUGCAGGCAGUAGUAAUCAAGUUAGUUAGGUCGUUAGAGAUUCUGCUAUUUUAGAAAAAUUAUUCACUUUGAUGACUACUGAUGUAGAAGAAAUUGUAAGAGAAGCUACUUGGGCCAUCUCAAAUUCAACUAAACAUGGAAGCAAUUAAGAUAUCUAAUUACUUGUUUCUAAAGGAUUAUUUAAUGUCUUUAAAUAACUUUUAGAAGGUGAUGACACAUAAACUAUGACUGUUGUUUUAGAAGCCUUAUUCAAUGUCUUAAAAAGAGGUAUCUUAAUCUCUUUUUUAUUUUAGGUGACUAAGAUUUCAAAGAUGACAAUUAUUACUUAACUUAAUUAGAAUAAAUGGGUGUCAUUUCUAAAAUUGAAUAAUUGCAAAAACAUUAAAAUUAGAGUAUCUAUCAAAAAUGUUUUAACAUUCUAGAAUAAUAUUAUGAAGCUGAAUCAGAAUUAUGA